UUUGUGUUUUCUCUUGACCAGAAGACCAUUUUCUCUUUCUUUCGAAAUUCAAAUCUCUCGAUCCCUCUCCACGACGCCCCACUCCAACCCCAUCGAUCGCUUCCCUUGGUGCGCGCCAUCACGGCAACCGCUUCCAAUCCUUCUUUUCGAGUUUUUUUUCUCAACUUCUUGUUGUUUCUUUCUUUCUUUCGCCUUGGCUUUAUCUUUUCUGGAUCUAAAUUUUCCCCCAAAAAAGUUGGUUUUUUUUUAGUAUUUGUGAGCUAAGGUUCUUGUUUUCUUGUCCUGGUUGUGGUUUUCGAGGGGUUUCUUGCUGUAAUUUGGGGUGAUUUGGGUCGGAUUUGGGGUUUGGGAGUUGAGGAGUGGUUUUGGAGUGGUUUCGUGCCCUAGGGUUUGGUUGUGAGUUGGAGAAUUUGGAAUGGCGGCUGAGGAGACUGGGUGUAAUGGGAAUGGGAAGUCUGGGUCGCCAUCUUUUGGGAAGCUUAUCACUUAUAAGCGGAGGAAACGUGGGAAUGGCUGCGUUUGGUCGCCGGGCAAGCAAGCAUUGAAGGAGCCACAUGGGGCAAUAUCCCGUCCGAGUAUAACUGGUCAAGAUGUGCUUGCUAGAAUUGACCACCACUGGAAAAUUGUAUUGGAACAUAUGCAGCAGUUGCCUGAAUUAAGUGAUAGUAGCAGCAUCCAUAAGUGCAUACAGGAUGCACUUGCUUCCCGUCUUUUUGAAUCUUCCAAAAGAUUUAAGAUGAUGACCAUCCAUGACUCUGAUAUUACACAGCCUGAGGGAGAAUGGAGGGGUUUCGAAGUUGAUCGUCAUUCCCAAAGACGUGAUAGUAACACAAAUGGUACCUCAGUUGGAUCAAAAUCUGGAACAUGUGCUGAUUCAGAUUUAUGUUCGAACACUAUGAAAUGCCAGAAUGUUUUCCUUGACAUUCUACUUUCACAAAAAUUUGCUUUAUUGUGUGAUUUACUUUGUAUAAACUUUCAAGAUAACGUUGCAAAAGGCAUGUUGGACUUCACUAUGAUCAACUCAAAGAUGAAGGAUGGGGUUUAUGAGCAGUCUUCUCGAUUAUAUGGUGAUGAUAUUCUUCAGAUAUGGGGCAAUUUUCAAAAAGUUGGCCAAGAGAUGGUUGAUCUUGCAAAAAGUCUAAUAAGCAUUUCUCAAGCUUCCUACAAGAAACAGGUUGGGGAAGAUUUGUUACAUGAGAAUGUUGAACCGAGGUGUGAGGUUAGCGGUCAAGCGGCUGUUGAGGAAAAGAAUUCGGUGGACUCUUAUACCACCUCUCAGUUCCCUUCUUAUGAAUCUGACCGUUCCAACCGACUUGCUCAAACUGAGGGUUCAUGUCUACACAAAGUUUGCACUUGCAAGAAUUGUGGCUAUGUAGCAGAUGGGAAUAACAGCCUCAUUUGUGAUGGCUGUGAAGCAAUGUACCAUGUCUUUUGCACUGAAACUACCAUCCAGAAGAUCACCGCACAAAACUGGUACUGUAUAUCCUGUUCUUCAAAGAGGAAAGACUUACCCGACCCUCUUUUACGUGCCACCAACCAACAAGGCAGUUUGCAUCCAAACUGCAUGGUUUGUGAUAGACUUGAAAUUUCUGUUUCUGAGGAUCAGAACCACCAGAAGAAAAACGGGAAAGAGCCUUUGACUGAAAAUGACACAGAAAGUUCAGUCUCUUCCAUGGAGUCCGACGAGCCUUUGGAACCAUCCACUACCGCUGUAUUGCGCUUGUGCAAGUACUGUGGAACUUGUGAGGAUGAUGACAGGAGAUUUCUAGUUUGUGGACACAUGCAUUGUCUGUAUAAAUACUAUCACAUCAGGUGCCUGAAGAGCAGUCAAAUAGCUAGUUGGCAGCAACAAAGCCGCCAAUGCUGGUACUGCCCAUCCUGCCUAUGUAGAGGUUGUCUUGCCGAUAAAGAUGAUGACAAGAUUGUCAUGUGUGAUGGCUGUGACGAGGCAUACCACAUCUACUGCAUGAAACCACCACGCAUUUCCAUACCCGAGGGGAAGUGGUUCUGCUCCCCGUGCAAUGUGAAGAGAGCGAGACAAGGAAUGAGAUUGUACGAGCAGUUGAUUUUGAAGCACCAUGGUGGAAAAGAAAUGAAUCAAGCCAAAGGAGUGAAGAGGUCGGUUGAUGUGCUAUUAAGUGCUGCUGCGAAGCUGAGCUCAGAAGAGAGACUGGCAGCAGCCAAAAAAGAGAAACAAUAACCCCAGUGAUCAUGUAUAUCUUCAAAACUCGAUGCUUUUGAGGAAUUGUUGAUAUUUUUUUUGGCAGUCAUGCAUGCCCAUGCACGAUAAACCGGGGAUUGCCGUGUAACUCUUUUCUGUUAGCUGCUAGUGAAGGUGAUUUAUUUUUUUUUCCUCGACAUCUUUAGGUAAAAGUUCUGCCGAAAUACGGUUAGGGGGAGACCAUCCUGGAUCAUAAUCUUUUGCUGUGUACUCUAGUAGCAGAAACUGUGGCUGAAUACGAGAAUUUGAUGUAACCUUGUUCAAUAGAUCCUUUUUUGUUUUUGUGCUCAACAGUGACUAGUGAUUGCUUUUAAUUUGAUGUUGUUGAACAUUCAUGUG
This is a messenger RNA of Dioscorea cayenensis subsp. rotundata (Guinea yam), 2560 nucleotides long. Its product is annotated as PHD finger protein EHD3-like. The record is from RefSeq and is a predicted model, not a curated record. The transcript has 6 exons. The coding region runs from base 416 to 2200 and encodes 594 amino acids. NCBI's taxonomy places the organism in Eukaryota, Viridiplantae, Streptophyta, Magnoliopsida, Dioscoreales, Dioscoreaceae.